UAUUUAUAGCUUUGGUUAUUGUUGUAUUUUUUAAAAAAUCAUAUUUAAGUUUGUUAAGUCUGUACAACAAUCUUUGCCUUUAAGAAGUGAUGAAAAAUAAGAAAAUGUGAUUAUAUUUUCACACGGUCUACCUCAAAAAUACUAUAUACCUGGGACAUGGCCAAAGGGUCUUUCCUAAAUAAAGUUAGAAUACAAUACUAAGUAAUUGUUUUUGGGGAGGGGGGAAGGUUUCAUCUAGCCAAUCAAAUUUAGAAGAUUUUUUAUUUUAAAAUACGUUAAUCACAGAGCAUUCUGAAGCGACAUUAGUCUAAAAGCCUACUUGCAAGAUAAAAAAAAAAGACUGGCCAUGAGUUGAUAAUUAUUGAAGCAGGGUGAUAACUAUUCUCCUUACUUAGGUUUUUUUCCUUGAAAUUUUCCAUUACAAAAGGUUUUAAAUUUGAAAAAAAUCUACACAAUAAAUAAGGAAAUGAAGUUAAUUGUGUAUUAUUAACAUCGUACUCUAAAGACAUUGAAUUCUGAAAUAAAUAUCUAAAAUAUUUAAUGGAAAAACUACAUUUAGAUUUUAUUUAACAAAACCAAAAUAAUUGGAGCAUCUCUUUAUUUCAUAGCAUAUAAUAAUCACAUAAAAUAAAUAACUUAAGAAACAUGUACUUGAAACUUUAUUAAGAACAAUGCUUCUUUUUCAGUAUCCACCAUUUCCUUUGAGUAAAGCUCUUUUUUUGUUCCAGUAAUGUAGAUCAUAUGCUAGGUAAAAAUGCACAUAAUUUUGUGAAAUAACAAAAGACACUGAUAUUCCAUUUUCUAUUCCAGUUUUCUAUUUUAUAUUAGUUCCUAAGUAAUCACUAUAUGAAACUCAACUAUCAUUUCAAAAAAAAUCCAAAUUAGAAAAUAUUCCAAAAGGAGAAAUAAAGCAGCAAUAACUGACUUCCUUUAAAACCAACUGUUGAAACAGGCUAAACUGACUCAUGGAUAAUUUCUGCAUUAUCUACUUGGCUAGCUAUUUUGCCUAUAUGAUUUUUCUUUUUUUAAGACACCCAAUAAUGCUAGCAAAUGCUUUGUCUGGGGAUUUGAAUAGUGUCAUGAAAAUCAACAUUCGCCCCCUCUUACAAUCUUUCUCCUCUCAAAAGGCACACAAAAAUGUGAAAACUCUCACGCAUAGUAUGCAUCAAUCAAUGUAUUUCACAGCUUCAGACCUAACAAUGCUUUAGAUUUGUUGAACGCUUUCUUGUACAGAAUCUACCUUGAGCUGAGUAUACGCUGCUUCUAAGAUCUACCAAAUGGAAAAGAAAAAAAAUCCUUUUCUAAUCCUUAUGAUUUUUUUCUGAUUUUUUUCUUUUAGCACACUUGAGAAAACAAUUAUUAGCAUUAAAUAGCAGAUACAGAUAAUAAAUAUAAAACUAUACUCUGUCUCCAUUUCCACAUAAGCUCACAGUCAUGCCUUGCCUCUAUUACUUUGUUCACCUGCUUCUAUUUCAUAUCAACUUUUAACUUAAAUCUAGUUAGUUUUCUUUGUAGCCUAUUUGCUUUCUUUCACUAUCCCCAUCCUAUUUGUUUCUGGAAAAAAAUAGCACUUCCCUUAACUCACCUCUCCUCAGUCACCUCUGCAUCCUACUAGAGACAUCAGUAAGAAUGUCACCAUAUCAUUGAGAAAUAGUGAAACAAGCCAUUGAAGAAGCUGAACACCUAUUCCUAGGAAUCAUUAAACACAGGUCUGCAACAUGAAAGUCACAGGCAUCACAAUCCUCUUUUGGCCUCUCUCCAUGGUAUUAUUAUCAGACAAAAUCCAGUCUUCUAAAAGAGAAGUCCAAUGUAAUUUCACUGAAAAAAAUUAUUCCUUGAUUCCAGCAGAUAUCAAGAAAGAUGUUACUAUACUUGAUCUCAGUUAUAACCAAAUUACUCUUAAUGGUACAGACACAAGAGUUCUACAGACAUACUUUUUACUCACAGAGCUCUACUUGAUUGAGAACAAUGUUACUGUCUUACAUAAUAACAGUUUUGAUAACCUCUCCAGUCUAGAAAUUUUAAAUAUCUGUAGAAACUCCAUCUAUGUAAUUCAACAGGGUGCAUUUUUAGGCUUAAAUAAACUAAAACAGUUACAUCUCUGCCAAAACAAAAUAGAACAACUGAAUGCUGAUAUAUUUGUGCCUCUAAGAGACCUAAAACUUCUGAAUCUGCAAGGCAAUUUGAUUAGCUAUUUGGAUGUACCACCACUAUUUCAUCUGGAAUUAAUAACUUUAUAUGGAAACCUAUGGAACUGCUCUUGCAGUCUAUUUAAUUUGCAGAACUGGUUGAACACAUCAAAUGUGACAUUAGAAAAUGAGAACAUCACCAUGUGUAGCUACCCCAACAGCCUGAAGAGCUACAAUAUUAAAACAGUACCUCCUAAGGCUGAAUGCCACUCAAAACUUCCUUCACCAGUAACUGAAGAUCUUUAUAUUCAUUUUCAGCCCAUCAGCAAUUCAACAUUUAAUAGCUCUUUGAACAACUUAACAAGAAAUUCAGAACAUAUACCUCUUGGAAAAAGCUGGGCUUUUCUCGUUGGUGUUGUUGUCACUGCACUGACAACUUCACUUCUCAUUUUUAUUGCUAUCAAAUGCCCAAUAUGGUACAAUAUUCUGCUUAGUUAUAAUCAUCAUCGCCUGGAAGAGCAUGAAGCAGAAACCUAUGAAGAUGGUUUUACUGGAAAUCCAAGUUCUCUUUCACAGAUACCAGAAACAAACUCUGAAGAAACUACAGUAAUAUUUGAACAAUUACAUUCAUUUGUGGUAGAUGAUGAUGGAUUUAUUGAAGACAAAUAUAUAGAUAUCCAUGAAUUACGUGAAGAAAAUUAAUUUCUUUCAAAGUUUGCUGUUUAAACAAAGUUAUCAGCUCACUCACAGUUUAGAUAUGGAGAUUUUGCUAUGUGAUAUACCAAAAUACAGCUAGCAGACAUUCAUAUUAAUGACAACGUACAUGAAUAUCAUAAAAUUAUGUUCUUUGCAUUGUAUUGAGCAAGCAGGUCCAAAUACAAUAACUGACACUCCCUGGUAGCUGACAGUUACAUAGUUUACAAUACUAGCACUCCUAUUCUUAGCAGUGUUUGGGUGACCAUACAGACUAGUAAAAAGGCCUAAAUUAUUCAUUAAUUAAAAUGAAUGGAUUCUCAUAUUAACACAGAUAUUUGACAUAAUAUGUAUUAAAUUACACUAAAGUUUCAAUCAGUAAAGAAAUAAAAGUUUGGGAUUUAUUAAUAUAUGGUAAGUCAAAGUGAGGAACAGAUAGCUUAAAUAAUAUAAGAUUGAUUUUAUGCUCACAGAAUAAAUUCAUAGAGUUGGAAAAUAUUUUUUCAAAAUGCUUCCUGAAAUAGCAUAAUAAAUUUCCUUAAAAUUUUAUAGCAAUUUAAAGCACAAGCACAAUGUUCAGGCAUAAUCCCUAAUAAGUCACUACUGAUUCUGGUUAUAAAGAAAGGCUGUCACCAUAAUGCAGGAUCACUACAGUUGAAUAUCAUAGUGGCUUACAAAGUGGGCAUCACAAUAAUCUAUAAAUCUUGUUUUAAAAAUACAUAUUUCUACCUCUCUCUGGGAGAUUUUUAUUCAAAUUGAUCUGUGCUGGGACUGAGGAAUCUUCAUGUGGUCCACAGACAGCUGUUUCUAUCUAUUCAGUAGAUACAGCAAUGUUUCCCAAAUUGUUUUCCCAAAAUACUAAUUUCCAGAGAGACAUUCACAAGUAUUUACAGGAGAAGAAAAA
Molecule: messenger RNA, 3726 nt
Organism: Cercocebus atys (sooty mangabey)
Lineage: Eukaryota; Metazoa; Chordata; Mammalia; Primates; Cercopithecidae
Gene: LRRC19
Product: leucine rich repeat containing 19
Exons: 5
Coding region: 1719-2831 (370 amino acids)
Biological process (GO): interleukin-8 production; positive regulation of non-canonical NF-kappaB signal transduction
Cellular component (GO): plasma membrane
Molecular function (GO): protein binding; signaling receptor activity
Source: RefSeq, a predicted model, not a curated record